Messenger RNA from Spea bombifrons (plains spadefoot toad), 759 nucleotides. RefSeq names its product olfactory receptor 6M1-like. The transcript has a single exon. The record is from RefSeq and is a predicted model, not a curated record. Gene Ontology annotation, biological process: G protein-coupled receptor signaling pathway. Bases 1 to 759 code for a protein of 252 amino acids. Gene Ontology annotation, molecular function: G protein-coupled receptor activity; olfactory receptor activity. NCBI's taxonomy places the organism in Eukaryota, Metazoa, Chordata, Amphibia, Anura, Pelobatidae. Gene Ontology annotation, cellular component: membrane.
AUGUACUUCUUCCUCAGCCACCUGUCUUUCAACGACAUCCUUCUCUCCACAACCAUUCAACCUGAAAUGCUCCAUAUUAUAUUGAGAGAAGGAAGCUCUAUUUCUCUGUCUGGAUGCUUAAUUCAGUUUUAUUUGUUUUCUGCAUGUGGGACCAAUGAGUUUUUCGUCCUCACCGUGAUGUCCUAUGACCGAUAUUUGGCCAUCUGUAACCCAUUGCGUUAUUCCUCCAUUAUCCACCUUAAACUUUGUGUUCUUCUUGCAUCUUCAUGUUGGGUUUGUGCAAUGCUUUUUGCUUUACCACAUACUAUCCUUUUACACCAGAUGACAUUUUGUGGGUCAAACAUAAUAAACCAUUUUUAUUGCGACCUUCUUCCACUUCUCAGACUUUCUUGUUCGCAAACAUUAAUUAUUGAACGAGUAAGUGCUGCCAACUCUAUCCCAAUAUUAUUUCUGCCAUUAAUCUUUAUCUUUGUAACUUAUAUAAACAUCAUCGCCGCCAUCCUCCGGAUCUCCACCUCAACUGGAAGACAAAAAGCCUUCUCCACCUGCAGCUCCCACCUGACCGUGGUCUGUAUGUAUUGUGGGACCAUGAUGUUUAAUUAUGUGAUUCCAUCUGAAGGACAAUACUCAGGGUUACAAAAAAUGGUUUCUGUUUGUUAUACUAUUGUGACCCCGCUGCUAAAUCCCCUUAUAUACACCCUAAGGAACGAAGAGAUUAAGGCAACACUAGCAAAUCUUAUCUUUAAAAAAAAUCUAUAA